AUGUCAGCAACAACAGAGCGCCCAGAUUACAAUGUGGAGCUCACAAGCAGCAAAACCGGUAAGCUUGAUGAUGUCAUUGCAAAAACGUGGCCAGAUGCAGAGAAUUGGGCUGUACAAGUUCUGAAAAGAUUGAAAUUCAUUGAGGAGACCGACCACAGCUGCUCGGACUGCCUCUCUCCCCCAAGUGGCGAGUGGAUCUGCUGCUUUGAGCGCAAGGUAGAUGGUGCAACGGUAAUCGCAACAGUAGAUGUACCCAUCAUGGGGGCGCAGUUGGUGGUGCGCCUGCAAUACGAAGAAGACAUGGACAGUGACUUGGCAGCCUACACUCACUCGCUACACCUGGAGCCUCGAGACCGACGUGUGCUUGCUCAAAACUUCAAGCAGCAAGGCGUGUAUCAGAAAAGCCAGCUCAAGAACCGGGAUCCAGCAGACAUUUUCAACGGAAUCCAGCGCUCGGAGCUCACGAAGUCAAAGUUCUCGGACGUACAGGUUUCCGAAAAGGCUGCAUCUCAGGCGGAAAGCCUUGUGCCCAAUGCAGCUGACGAGGCUGCCAAAGUGCAGGCACAGGCACAGGCGAUGAAGCAGGAAUUAGAGGCCGCCAGAACAAAGAUGGAGGAGGCCUCGAAAUCUGGCAACGCAGCAUUGGCCAGUGAAGCACAAGCACAGCUGAAUCAAGUCAUGUCGCAGCUAGACGGAGUCGCGGUGGGCAACGCGGAUCUGAGCACGUCGGGGCAGCAGGCGGAGAUGAACAAGGCAAUUCAGUCGGGUGGGUUCGUGAACGGCCAUGCUUUGACGACAAGUCAGCUGAUUGCCAUGAAUGGUGUUUUCCGUGGUAUGAACCUCUUCACUGACGAGCCCACAGCACUGAAAGCUCAGGCUGUCGAGUUGGUGCCUCAGUAUGCACAGAUGAGCGAGGAUCAGCUCGCUCUUUAUGUCGAGAUGCGCCCGGAGGUGGAUAGCGAAGAGUUUUUCAUCGAGUCUCAGAAGGCGACCGACUUGCAAGUUGCCAAUGGCAUGGUGGAUGCUUUUGGCAGUAGCGCCUUCCACACGUCGGUCGACUCUUGGCAAGCUGCCGUUGACAUCCAAAGCAGCUAUGGCGGAGGAGGAGCCUCGGGCGGCCAAAGCAAGAGCAAAUCUGGGGGCUCGGCCCAAGACCACCAGGAUUCAGACUCGAAGCGUCUGGAGACUUCGAUCAAGACGCUGGCAAAGUCCCAGUACUUCCUCCAACCAAAGUUGCUAAUCGACAUCUCAGAAUCCAUGCUGCAAAUGUCACCAAGCUUCCAGGCCGACAGCCACCAGGCCUCCUACGUGUUGUGUGUGUCCCAGGGCCGGCAGAACUGCUCCAGCUUCUUACACCUGCCGGCCCCAAAUUCGAACUCGAGCACGCCAGAUGCAUCGCAAGCUGGCUCGAGUGGCUCGAGCUUGGAGGUUCGUUUCCUGGUGACAAACGUGGAGAACACGAUCGUUCUGAGCCAGGCAAAGCUGCGGUCAGACAUGGAGUCAGCCUUCGGAGACUUCAUUGCCUUUGUUGCCCAUGCCCCCAACGUUAGCGCACGUGUGGAGCUCUACAGGCCUGCGCGGGCCUUUUCGCCGGAUGGCACGUUCACCAGCAUUCAGGUGGUUGUUACCCUCUCUCCAGCGGACUUUGCCACUUACAGCAAUGUGGAGACGUACCAUGCAAAAGGGCGUUUGCAGCCAUACUGCAAGAAGAUUUUGCUGUCCAUCCCACACAUCGACCAGGCGAGGAUACGGAAUGCCUCAAACCCGAGCAACUUCCUGGACAACGACUUGAGCUAUUUCUUUGUGUCCUGGUCACCACUGACGAAGACCGGCAAGACAGGCGGCACCUUCGAUUUCAUUGGUGUACCUGAGCCGGGUCUCGUCCAAGAUGACCAGGUGGUCCCAGCCCUGCUGUACAACUACGGCAGCCAUGUUUGCCCUCAUGUGACAAUGGGGGGUUGGUGGCGUAUCACAGCUAAUUAUGCCAGCACCGUCAGCCAGCAGCGGCUCCAGGUGGAGGUCGCCACUGCCCAGGCCAUGGAAAAGGCUCGGGCAGAAGCGUGGGGAGUGGAUGCGACAGCGGCAGGGAGCAAGCCGGGCACGGCUUCUGGUGGCGCUUCGGGUGGUACCAGCCAUUCCAAAGGCUCGGAUGACAACAGCCAUUCCUCCGACGGCAGCAAAGAUGCCGAACUCUCCGCCAUGAAAAAUGCUACUAUGGAGAUUGAACAGACAUGGAAAGGCGGAGCUCCAGGCGUGGCACCUCAAAAUUGGCGCCGGAGUCUGGAUGAGUCCAUGAAUUCAAACUGGAAGGCAAUCCAGCGCGACUUGACACGAUGCAUCGGCAUCUGGAGCUUCGUUAAAGAUCCGAAACUUGGGGAGGCCCUUUGUGAAGCCUGGGUCGCCUCCUUCCUGAAGGCCCAGAAGCUUUCCAACACAAGCGUGCCAUUAGUCUUGCAGCAAGCCGCCUGCUCCACAACGAAGAACAUGCAGCACCUCAUCUCUUAUGCCCGAAAUGCUUCAGCAUGGAAGCAGAAGGAGGAGCAGCAGCAAGGCGAGAUGCGCUGUGAGAGAGAACAGCCCGGGACGUACUGGAGCCCUCCCGAUAGGUGUGUAGAGAAACAAUGCUUCUGCAGCCUUCCGGACACAAGUACCGCCUCCAAGGGCACCAGCGGUAUAGACUGCCCAGCAAAUGGCGAGACAGACUGCUUAGGCUGCUGCACGAAUCAGCAGCGCUCCCGCUGCUCAAAGUCAGCUUGUGCGUUUAACCAUGUCUUGAAGUCGGGCGCAGCUGGAUACUUUUGCCAGCUUGCCACUUGCCACGAACAGUACGACGACACAGUGUGCUGCACACCGAAGUACAUGGGGCGCCACUUCUCGCUAGAGUUUCAGGUAAGUUCCAAAGACGAUUGUGGGACUGAUUCGGACAUUUACGGCCGGCUUGAAGGUUCGAAUUGGAAGGGAAAGAAGCAACUCCUGGAGUCCUCAGCGGAUGAUUUCCAGCAGGGGAAGCAGGAGAGUUUCGUGUACGACCUUGCUGACCCCAGGGUCCCCACCAAGAUCUGCGUUGAGAACAAGGGUGAUGACGAGCUGUGCUUGGACUGGGUGAAGAUCUACAACCUUGAUGCGGAGGAACCGGCUCUUGUUGGGAAGGCCGGCGGAUGGCCGCCCCUGAGCGACGACGACGGCGAGGACUCCUCUGUGAAGAAGGCAUGCAUCGACAUCGUACCGCAGUAA
Molecule: messenger RNA, 3234 nt
Organism: Symbiodinium necroappetens
Lineage: Eukaryota; Dinophyceae; Suessiales; Symbiodiniaceae
Source: the annotation of a GenBank genome assembly